Molecule: messenger RNA, 555 nt
Organism: Haemonchus placei
Lineage: Eukaryota; Metazoa; Nematoda; Chromadorea; Rhabditida; Trichostrongylidae
Source: the annotation of a GenBank genome assembly
AUGUCGGCUAUGGAGCUCAUAAAGAGCAUAAUGGAACUCAAUCAGGAUCCGGCAAUUGGCAACAUGCUUAUCGCUCUUUCGGAGAAAAUUCCAACGGAAUUUUCCGAGUUCCUUGAAAGUGAUAAGCGCGGUCGUAGCAUUGUCAUCUCCGGUCUUGACGAGAUGCAAGGUGCCGCCCCCGCUUCCGCGCGUCAGAGCGAUCUGGAGGAGAAAGUCAGCACCGUGUUAGAUGCUCUGGAUGUGGAAUGUCGGCCGACUGAGGUCUAUCGGAUGGGCAAGCCAGACCCUGGACGCCCACGUCUCGUUAAGGUAGUUCUGCCUACUAGGUCCCACUGGCGCCGUGCUCUGGCUAAUGCUCGCUUACUUCGGAAUGCUGGACUCUCUAAUGUUUUCAUCCAAAGGAGCAUGACGGAAGAUGAACGAAGACGUGAGAAUGAGCUACGCCAACAAGCGCGAGAGCGAAACAAGGGCAAAGCUAUUCGCGAGUGGGUAGUCUACCAGGGGCAACUGAAACAUGUAAGCGACUUGCCACAUAGGCGCUCGGGAAACCUCUAG